Messenger RNA from Penicillium malachiteum, 756 nucleotides. RefSeq lists its product as uncharacterized. NCBI's taxonomy places the organism in Eukaryota, Fungi, Ascomycota, Eurotiomycetes, Eurotiales, Aspergillaceae. The coding region runs from base 1 to 756 and encodes 251 amino acids. The transcript is spliced from 3 exons. The record is from RefSeq and is a predicted model, not a curated record.
AUGGACUCUAAGAUCAAGCCAACAGGCUACAAUUCAUUACAGGAAGGAGUCAUCGCAUCUAGUGCUAUUAGUACUGCUCAGCAGGUUACAGAUACCGACCCUAAUCUAGUCGAUAAGAACGAUGCCUCAGAUAGUACCGAAUCUAUGUCCUCGGACGACUUUGAGAAGUGGCUUGAACAUCCUGGACACAAAUUUCAAAAUAUUCCAACAAUCCAUAUCACAGAGGCGGAGAUAAUAUCGAACUGCGACAAAGACUCUGUCGAUUUCAAAACGUCGGAUGGCGUUCUUUCCCCGAGGUGGCCUCAGUACGCUGAACUUAAGCCAGCAAUUCAUUCAAGUUCGAAGCUGGGGCCUACUAAUGAUGAUCAAAAGGAUAGGUCUAAAGAAACUGAUAAAUACGAUUCCAAUAUCGAAACAUCCAACAUGCCAAAUAUCGGGGGACCCACAAAGGAUGGCCCUUCCAAAGAUCAAGAAUUAGGAAUAGAGGAAGAAAAUGUGACUCCACGUUUUGCUUCUCUUGAUGGAAGUGGCAAGGCCAGAGCUCAUUCCGAUGGUGAAACGCACAAUUGUCCCUCCAAUCAUAAGGACACAGCUGGCUCCCCCGUGGAAACCAAACAGGCGGCAAGUUCACACUCAAUAUCUCUAUCAGGGAUUGAGAGCAACAGCACCGCAGCUCCUACGCCAAUAAAUACUCAACAAAAUCCUGACAAGGUUGAUGAGCAACCCCUCACCAUGGGAGCACAACCCAGCCAUUGA